AUGAUUGCUGAAGUGAUGGCCACCGAAGACAACGACAGCCAAUCUUGGGAUCAAAUCAAUCACAAAGACAUGGAUUUGAUUGAAAUCAAGAAUCAGUUGAAAGCAAUCAAAAUUUUUUGUGAAAAAUUAAACAAAUUUCAGAUCAUUUUGAAUACAAAUAAUGUUUUGAAUGAAACGAUUGAAUCACUAAAUCAUUUGGAUUUCAAUCAAACAAUUGAUUGCAAAACAUUCAAAAUCAGUGAAACAAUGCUUUCAAUUAAUGAAACCAAAAGCAGUGAUAAUUUGAUUGCAAUUAAUAAUACAAUUAAUAAUAAUAAUAAGUAUUUCCACUGUUUUUGGCCUAAAUGUGAAUAUAAGAGUAAAAACAAAAACAGUUUACCUUCACAUCAAUUAAUUCAUUCAAAUGUUAGACAAUUUAAAUGUGAUUUUAAUAAUUGCAACAAAAGUUAUAAAUGGAAAACACAAUUAUCGAAACACAAAAAUAUUGUUCACUUGAAUUACCGAUUUGUUUGUGGUUUUAAUGACUGCAACAAAUGGUUUACCGAUAAAUCAUAUUUAGUUCAUCACAAAAGUUAUGUUCAUUUGAAUAAAAAACAAUACAAACCAUUCAAAUGUAAUGAAGAAAAGUGUGGAAAGAGUUUUGCAAUUAAAAGCAAUUUAAUUAUAAAGGGCUGGUCAAGUAAUUUUGACGCUCGCGUUUUGGCCAUUACUCCUAAACCAUAA
Molecule: messenger RNA, 723 nt
Organism: Medioppia subpectinata
Lineage: Eukaryota; Metazoa; Arthropoda; Arachnida; Sarcoptiformes; Oppiidae
Source: the annotation of a GenBank genome assembly